AUGAAUGCUUCAGGGGUCAACGUGAAUGAAGCUCGUCGAGCUGUUCCUGCAAGACAUCCUCGCCCCUUAUCCUCUGCUGAAAGAAAUCAGCAAGAACCUAGUUCAUCCUCUGCCAACAGUAGACCAAAUGGCGGAUCAAAUGUCAUUAACUUAGAUGAUCUAACUGGAGAUGUUGGUGAGGAAGUCAAUACUUCCCUCUCAGACAGAUAUCUCAAGUGGCAAGAUCUCAGUGAAGUGCUUUUGAAGAGCUAUAUAGAAAGCCACGAAUUGCAUGGCCAUGCCGAUCCAUGCCUCGAUGCGCCGAUAAUUAUUGGAACGAAGCCCCAAAGCUGCGAUUGUACCUCCAGAAUCACUUCAUGGCCUAUCAAUGGCUUCAUGAUGUUUAAGCGAUGUAUUUUCCAAGUGGAGUAUUGCUCGCACCAAACAUUGCUCGAGUCGCUUUUGAUGUCUCAAAUGAUGCCAACAGCAACUGUGUUUCCCAAGUCUGCAGUGCAUUUCUCCCUCUUUGAGUCUAUGAUUGACAAUCGCUUAAAUGCGUACUCAUCGGUUUAUGGCUUUGUUAAAGCAAACAAUGCUAGCAACCUGAGACUCUCAAGCUAUGAUCCCAAAUUUAUCAAAGAGUUAAAAAACACUCAAUUGACAGCGUAUAUCGCCAACAUGAUGUGGAAAGAGAUUGCAGCUGCUUGGCAUGCAAGAUCUAGACAAAUUGACAUUGUUGAUAAUGGCAAUCCCAACAUCUUUCUUACUUCUGAGGCUGAGAAAGCAAAGUUUGGUGACAAAGCAGAUGUCGACAAAUAUGAUCGAGCAGAGACUGCUGCGACCGAGGAUUGUCUUCUGGAAAAUUUAGAUAGCGAGUUUCAAGCUCUCAGCAAUAACCGCAGAACUACCAGCAACCGCUUUGAUGAAAAUGGUGUCUUCAGCAUAAAUUGUGCUCGUCAUGGAAUUGUUGAAAGACUAUUUGAUAUUUUUGAGGGAGAAGGGAGAAAGUAUGCUUUGGCUGGUGUAGAACAUGUCAUUAAAAACUUGGAAGAAGAUCAGAAGCUUCUGAUUAUGUAUGAUGUAGCAUGCGCAUGUAGAGAAACUUUCAACAAAGCUUUCCCAGAGCUUCAAAGCGAGCGUGAUGUGUGGUAUGCGGUGAGUAUUUUUCAUGCGUACGCACAUAGUGCUGCUUGCCAAGCCAAAAACAACCCCAGGUAUGUGGAUCAUGCACUAGGAUUAACAGAUGGAGAAGGAGCAGAGAGAUUUUGGUCGUUUGCCAAUCAUUUCGUCGCGCAAAUCAGGUCGAUGACCAAAGCUAACCGUAGGGCAAUGAUUGUUGAAUUGGCUGAGGCAUAUUGCGAUGAGAAGAUGAUAGAAUUGCCAAAUUUGUUCGUGAAAAAAUACGACAAAGCAAUGGACACUAUCAGAAGACUCAACAUGACCAAGAGUGCCUACAGUAGUUUCGAAGUACAGUGGAAUAGCCACAGAACUGCGCUCGCUGUGCCUUUUUCCAACGUGAGGAACCUUCAAAGGCUACAUGAAAGGGCUGAAGGAAACAUCUUGCUUAUGAACGAUAUUAAGCAUGAGUAUGCAGUGACAGCUGGUCAACUCAUUUUCCUCAACUCAAGAGAUUCGCCUAUUACAAGUGGCUAUAUAACUGGCUUGAAGCGUCAACUGGAAGCAAAACUCAAUGAACUCGAGCGACUAUUUCCUCAGUUAAUUGUCCAUGGAGGAAGGCCGACAACCUUUGGUCACAUUACAAUGCAGCAAUACUUUGAUGCAAUCAAAGAUGAAUGCCACAACAUAUUAGUUAAAGUCUUAAGACAACUAAUCUUUUCCAUUUUCAUGAACGAUAAUGAGCUUCGUAGGCCCAAUUCGACUGGAACUGAUAAAGCUGCUAGGCUGCUAGUAUCCAUUGCCUCCUCUACAAAGAAGGCUGGACUAGUAGUAGAUAGCAUUAACAAUUUUGUCGAUAGAAACUUUGGAGGGGAUCCUAGUAAAAAAGUGCCCAGUGUCGCAAUUGAGCUGCAAAGGCUCAGAAACAAUGAAGAUGCUGAUUUCUUGAGACUGUCCCAAGGAAUGAAAGACUGGCAUACCCUUAGAAAGUGUGUCGAGGAAACAUCAAUUCUUGUUGAAGAGGCACAGAGAUACGAGCAGAACUUACUCGCUCGUAUUGAUGGCAUCUAUGAAGCUGCUCGCCAGAACCACUUGAUCAAGAUAGAUUAUCUCAAGUGGAAUCCACCAAGGUACAACCCCGAGGCAGGAGAUGAUGAUUUGGUAGUCGUUUGCUUUGCUGACAGAAGUGAUGUCCACGUGUUCUCGCCAAGACCACUUGCUGAUGACCGCGCAGAUGAAGAAGGCAUUGUUGGCAGUGAUAAUGGUAGAGACGAUGAAGUCGAUGAUGAUGAUGAAGAGAGCGAUGGUGGCGAUGAUGAUCGUGGUUAUGGUGAUAGCCAAACCAAUAUGGCUGACAGCAUAGCGUCUACACUAGCCUCAGUUAUGCUCGAGCAGUCUACUUAG
Messenger RNA from Mucor velutinosus, 2499 nucleotides. RefSeq lists its product as uncharacterized. NCBI's taxonomy places the organism in Eukaryota, Fungi, Mucoromycota, Mucoromycetes, Mucorales, Mucoraceae. The record is from RefSeq and is a predicted model, not a curated record. The coding region runs from base 1 to 2499 and encodes 832 amino acids. The transcript has 16 exons.